GACGUUGGUGUCAAUCCGAGAGAGAGUGGCGGUCAAGGCUGCCAUUUGCUCGGCGAGAGAAGGAUUGGUCGAAGUGGUGGCGGUUGAGGCACUGGCUCUCGGUUGGCGGCGUGGACGAGGCUGUCGAAACGGAGUCUCGUCGGUGCCCGAGUGAAAAGAAGAUUCAUCAAUCUCCCAAUGCUUUGUCCCCUUUAUCUUUGGCCCAACAUCGGUUUUGAUGUUAUACUCUACAAGAAUCGCCAUGACGAGGAGGGCGUAGGGGAGCGGCCGGUUGUCGAAGGUGGCGUUGAACAUGUGGCUCAUCACAAAUUUACACCAAUUGAUAUUGGUGUUGUGAAUCAUCGCAUGGAUCGUCUUCGUGUCUUCUUGGGAGAGAGUGGUGUGGUUGAACUUCCUGGGCUUGAGGAUCCGUGUCAAAACAUAAAAAAUGAAUCGAAACAUGGGACUCAUGGAAGCAAUCGUAGGGCGCCGCUGUUGGGGAGUGGGGACGAAGUGUCGGAUGCCCACUUUCUCCAAGAGGGCGGUCUCAUUGAACCACACUCCUUCUUCUCCGACGUAGAGCCCAAGAUCCUGUCCGUCCCGACGAAGCCUUGUGAGAAUUUGAAUGUUUUCCUCAUUCAAAUAGAUGUCCACCCCGUUGACGUUAGAGAUCAACGCUCCGUCCUCAUCCUUUUUCAAGUUCGAGUAGAAAGCUCGAACAAGAAAGGGGUGAUAAUUGACCUUCUUGAUGUAGAGGAGGUCGAGGAUAAUCCGUGCCUCACGUGGAAUGGAGUCAUGAAUGAAGCGGGCGGUGGAGAAUCAGGGAGGGAGAAUCUCCCGGUGCUCAAAUUUCUCCGAGAACCGUGUCGCCUCUACGUGGUCGUUGAACCAAUGGAACGACCCGUCGAGGUAUUGGUGCGCCGGUGGUGGAGGAGCCGAGGAAGAAGCCACGUUCUUGUCGGUGCGGGAUCUUUUUCUUUGACCUCCUGCCAUAUCAACAAAGAGUAGGGGGCAGAGCAAGAGAAAAUUGCAGAAAUUUGGAAAGAAAAUGAAGAAUAGGAGCAAGAAUGAUGAAUUAUGAUGAAUAUAUGGAGAAAGUAUGAUUUGAGUGAGUAUAAAAUGAAUAGAGAUCACCAAU
Molecule: messenger RNA, 1117 nt
Organism: Cuscuta campestris
Lineage: Eukaryota; Viridiplantae; Streptophyta; Magnoliopsida; Solanales; Convolvulaceae
Source: the annotation of a GenBank genome assembly